AUGGAGGCCAUAUGGUCAGGUGCAGGAGGUGGUCUGGGGGUACCGGGUACGUACGGAGACGUACCGCUAACGCCAACGACGCUCCGACGGAAUUAUUCCGCCUGGUUUCGCAGCCAGCCGCCCCGCUGGAGGGACGUGUCGCCGUCGGUUAGACGAAGGUUACCACAAAGACUGCUCUUAGCCCACAGGAACAGAGUCAUCAUUAAUGUCAGCGGCUUGCGUAUCGAAACUCAACUAGACACGCUCAACCGCUACCCGAACACUCUUCUGGGUAACAAGGAGAAGAGACAGAAGUAUUACGACCCGGUAAAGAGAGAAUAUUUCUUCGACCGCCAUCGCCCCAGCGCGGAGGCCAUCCUCUCCUUCUACCAGACCCACGGAACGCUGACGCGGCCGUUUGAAGUACCGCUAGACGUGUUCACGGACGAGCUGAAAUUCUUCGAGAUCGAUCCGGAAUCCAUCGCCGAAAUUCGCGCUCACGAGGGAUUCGUCAAGGGGAAAGUACGAAAGAUUCCGCAGAAUAAAACGCAGAAAAACAUCUGGGAGAUGACGGACGGUAGUCCUGAGGAGUUCUUCAAAGCUAAGGUAUUCUCGUACCUCUGUAUGUUCUUCACUCUUUUGUCAACAGGAGCCGUGUGUGCAGAAACUAACCCAUAUUUAUCUAACGUCCUUACUGCGGAACAGACGCGGUUCAAAAACCCCUUCUUUGUCAUAGAGGCUCUCUCUGCAGCCUUCUUUGCGAUAGAAGUCUCUCUGCGACUCUUCAGUAGUCCGGAUGUACUCCAUUAUGUCCGAACAAAACUCGGGAUCCUCGACUUGUUCUCCAUAGUACCGGUCGUGGUGAAUGCGAUCGUUCUGUCAAAGGUACAAGACGUGGCUACUGCCGCAAGAGUCUUACGGUACAUGAGAGUCAUUCGCUCCCUCCGAGUCUUCAAGCUGUCCCGGUAUUCCCGAGGACUUAGAAUCAUCGGCCAAGCUCUUGCCAACAGUUCCGGCGACAUAGCGAUGCUACUUUUCUUCAUGGCAAUCCUCAUAGUCUUGUUCGCUGCUGGGAUGUACUUUGUAGAAGUCAACGUACCCGGUACAGCGUACACUAGCAUCCCGGACGGAUUCUGGUGGGCUCUUGUUACGAUGGUCACGUUGGGAUACGGCGAUAUGUACCCUACCACUGGACUGGGCAAGUUCAUCGGUUCACUCUUAGCGCUAGCCGGCAUCCUCACCAUCUCCCUCCCCGUGCCCAUCAUCGUGACCAGGUUCGAUGCCAUCUACAACACGGAGGAGGAUCCGCCAGAGGAAGAGGAAGAAGACACGGGGGAGGAGUUGGAGGAGAUGGAAGAAGAAGAGUUGCGGAUGCCGGAAUCCAUGAAAUCAUCGGACAGGUUGAUUCCUGAGAUCAUCACCACUGACUGCGGUUAA
This is a messenger RNA of Branchiostoma floridae (Florida lancelet), 1416 nucleotides long. RefSeq names its product potassium voltage-gated channel subfamily A member 2-like. NCBI's taxonomy places the organism in Eukaryota, Metazoa, Chordata, Leptocardii, Amphioxiformes, Branchiostomatidae. The record is from RefSeq and is a predicted model, not a curated record. Gene Ontology annotation, molecular function: delayed rectifier potassium channel activity. The coding region runs from base 1 to 1416 and encodes 471 amino acids. Gene Ontology annotation, biological process: protein homooligomerization; potassium ion transmembrane transport. The transcript has a single exon. Gene Ontology annotation, cellular component: voltage-gated potassium channel complex; membrane.